Molecule: messenger RNA, 1817 nt
Organism: Acomys russatus (golden spiny mouse)
Lineage: Eukaryota; Metazoa; Chordata; Mammalia; Rodentia; Muridae
Gene: Vps37b
Product: VPS37B subunit of ESCRT-I
Exons: 4
Coding region: 32-889 (285 amino acids)
Biological process (GO): protein targeting to membrane; protein targeting to vacuole; ubiquitin-dependent protein catabolic process via the multivesicular body sorting pathway
Cellular component (GO): ESCRT I complex
Source: RefSeq, a predicted model, not a curated record
GCGGCAGCGGCGGCGGCAGCCGAGUGGCGGGAUGGCGGGCGCCGUGAGCGAGGCGCGCUUCGCGGGGCUGUCGCUGAUGCAGCUGCACGAGCUGCUGGAGGACGACGCGCAGCUCGGCGACAUGGUGCGGGGGAUGGAGGAGACUCAGACUGUUCAGCUUAACAAAGAGAUGACACUGGCUAGCAACCGGAGCCUGGCAGAAGGAAACCUUUUGUACCAGCCCCAGCUGGAUGCUCAGAAAGCUCGCCUGACCCAAAAAUACCAGGAACUCCAGGUUCUCUUUGAGGCCUAUCAGAUAAAGAAGACCAAACUAGAUAAACAGUCUAACAACGCUUCCUUGGAGACUCUGUUAGCACUUCUUCAAGCAGAAGGAGCCAAGAUCGAGGAAGACACUGAGAACAUGGCAGAGAAGUUUCUAGAUGGCGAGCUUCCUUUGGAUGCCUUUAUCGAUGUCUACCAGAGCAAGCGGAAGCUGGCACACAUGCGACGUGUCAAAGUAGAGAAGCUCCAGGAGCUAGUGUUGAAGGGACAGAGACUCCCACAGGCUGGUGUCCCACUACCCCCCAGGGUGCCUGAGCCAUCACCUGCCACCUCCCUGCCCUAUCCCCCUCUGGAGGCUACCGGGCUCCCUUCUGUGGUGCCUCGGCGCAUACCCCCACCUCCACCCCCGGUGUCUACAGGACAGAUAGCCACCCCGUUCACUGCGGCCAUGGGCUCAGGACAGGCUUCUCCAUACCCAGGAUUACAGUGCCCACCUCUGCCUCCCAGGGUGGGCCUCCCCUCUCAGCAAGGAUUCUCCGCACAGCUGGUGUCGCCGUACCCGCCAGCCCUGCCCCAGAGGCCCCCUCCACGGCUGGCUCCACACCAGCCAGGCUUCAUCCUCCAGUGAGCUCCUGCUCCUGCUCCUCCUGCAAGACACCCUCUGCCUGCUGUGCCGAGCUCGACGAACGGAGGCUGUGAGGUCCAGCAUCUGUGCCAAGGGCUUGGGGUGCCCUGGGCCAGUGUGUCCAUCUGAGUUUAGAACUGUAGGUCUGUGGUAAGUAAUAGCAGGUUUUAUGCACCAAGGGCGCUCUGCCUGCCAGGCCACAGGCUGCCACGCCCAUGCAUCACAUCGGUCUGUGUUCUGGGUGUGAUCUCUGAGUAUCUAGUGUUGAUGGACUUUGUGUGUUUGGAAAGAUAAACCUACCCCCUUCCGAUUUAGAAUCGUGGUCCUCCCGUUGCAGCUUUAUUUAAUAAGCAUGGUUAAUUAUAUGUAUUUUCAAGUCUUGGCCCACCAGCUGCCAUGGCGCUAGCAGAGGCUGGUUUACACUGGCCAGGCCACGCUGGGCAGCUGUGCUGUUUGUUGAGUCUGUGCAGGGCAGGUCAUCAGUCACCUCCUGCUCCUGCCAAACUGGAUCCUCUCACGGUUCAAAGCCAUGGACAGAGUUUGCACUUGGCUGCUGUGUCAGAGGCCAGGGGAGCUGUGCCCCGGGUGGGAGGCCACUGUGACUGGACUCUGCCCAUUCCUCUUCUCACACCUCAAACCGCAUGAUGGUUUCUGUGAAAAAAAUACUCAGUGUUUUUACUACACUUGUAAUUUUCCUGUUUUAUAUUUCAAAAGAAGACUUUUUGACAUUCUGAAGACCAUUCAGGGAAACUUUUUAAAAAUGCAGAUACUGUUUUGAGCUGGUUUAAAAUGCAGAUUUAUUGAGUGCCGCUUCCUGUCAGGCAAGCAGUGCACGGUCACAUCCGUCAGUGUCCGUGCUGUGCCUUAGCUUCACUUGGUGCCAGGACUCAGAUGCCUGCAGUGUGCCAGCCAUCGCUGCCCUGCCAGGCCC